UCCCUAAGACAUACAAAUGGAUAUUAUUGUUGAUUAAUCUAACUGACUGACUGACCACCAUCUCUCUAACUAUUUCAUUUCCACAAGCUUCCAAACAAAGAGAAUUAAUGGAAAGUCAGAUUUACACCCUUUAUUCUCCUACAUUAAAAACUCAAUAACCACAUCACUUCCUCUCUGGUUAAUGGGUGUCUCUAUCUUUCUUGAUUUCUCUUCUCCAAAACAUGCCUAUGGCAAUCCAAUUUAAACACCAGAGUAUUGAAAACACCAUUUUCAUCCAUGGCUUAUGUUGAUAUCAAGGCCAAGCUUGGAAUUGGUUAUAGACAGCAGCAACAGCACCUUCUUCCUUCUCUUUGUUAUAGUAGAAAUUGGGUGUUGGUGUUUUUGGGUUACCGGAUAUGACCAUGGUUCCUGCUGAAAACCUUCCUAAACAGCAUCAUCUUCCUCACGGUGGCGGCGGCGGCUUUUAUGGUUAUUGUGGUAGCAGUUACACAGAGAGUUUUGGGCUUAUGAGCCGUGUUUACGGGUAUGAUUUUCACGCUGAAGCUUAUGUAGGAUCUGAUCUAGCUGCUAAUCGCAUGGCUGAAGAUGAAUCAACAACUAAUAGUCUUAAUGAAGCGGGCUCCAACUCAAAGGAUAACAAUCAAGAACUAGAGUUAGAGAGAGAUGAAGGUUGGCUCCAACUCGGUUUAGGGGGUCAGCCAACACGAUCUGAUGCCAACAAGCAUUACCAAGGCGAUCCAACGGCAAGAAGAGGAGGGAUGAUUGAGCUUGAUCUAUUACCUGGUGGUAUGUCGCAACAAGCAAGGCCAUUAUUAGCCCCUAUCUUUCAUAUGCCUGACUUUCGAGCUCCGCCUCCGCCACCUUCACCGCUCAUGCAUAGUUUUAGCUCAUCUUUAUUCUUUCAACACCAACAAGGGAGCAGCUCCACGUUCCCUCAUCAUGGGGAGCUUAGCUCCUCAUUUAGGCCGAUAGCACAAAAUAUAGCAGCAGCUCAUUCCGCCUCCUCCUCCUCCUCCUCAUCUUCUUCUUUGGUGCCAUUGGGGUCCUAUUUUGCCAGACCAUUUCAGGUGCAGUCCGAAAUGGAUGUUGCAGGGCCGAGCUCGGAUGUUAGAAUCAUUGAUCCUCCUAGAAGACCCCAUUCUGGCAUUUGGUUUGUGCUUCAAGCAUCGCAAAAUCAAGCAAAGGAACCGUUUCUGCCUCAGAUUCCGAAGAGCUACCUAAGAAUCAACAGGGACGGAAAGAUGACAGUUCGAUUAUUAAUGAAGUAUCUGGUUAACAAGCUGAGACUGGAUAGCGAAUCAGAGAUAGAGAUAAGAUGUAGAGGGCAACAGCUUCAACCUUCGUUGACGUUGCAGCAGGUAAGAGAUCAAAUAUGGAGUUCAAGAGACGCAGUCACUCUGCUUCCACAUACCUCAACCGCUGAUCAUCUCAUGGUUUUGCACUAUGGCAGGACCCCUAUUUGAAAACUUCAAUCACAUCUUUUUUUUUUUUUACUCUUACUUUUAUGUGCUGUAUUAUUCUUAUUUAAGUUGUGGAAAUCCAACGCCCCUUCAUUUAUUAUUAUUA
This is a messenger RNA of Gossypium arboreum, 1566 nucleotides long. RefSeq lists its product as uncharacterized. The transcript has 4 exons. Gene Ontology annotation, biological process: multicellular organism development. Bases 396 to 1463 code for a protein of 355 amino acids. The record is from RefSeq and is a predicted model, not a curated record. Lineage: Eukaryota; Viridiplantae; Streptophyta; Magnoliopsida; Malvales; Malvaceae.